This is a messenger RNA of Alosa alosa (allis shad), 2201 nucleotides long. RefSeq names its product C1q-related factor (gene c1ql1l2). Lineage: Eukaryota; Metazoa; Chordata; Actinopteri; Clupeiformes; Clupeidae. The record is from RefSeq and is a predicted model, not a curated record. The coding region runs from base 741 to 1532 and encodes 263 amino acids. The transcript has 2 exons. Gene Ontology annotation, molecular function: protein binding.
UCUCUCUUUUGCUCUCUCUCAUCUCUCUCUCUCUCUCUCUCUCUCUCUCUCUCAAUCACCCUCACUCUCUCUGCUCAUACUCUAUCUCUGUGUCGUACCCAUUCUGUCUUUCUCUGUCUCUGUUACACACUCCAACUCUGUGCCUGAGCUAGUCGGAGUGGGCUUUCUCCUCGACUUGUUUGCAUGUGUGUGUUUGUGUUUGUGUGUGUGUUCAUGCGUGCACCUGAGUUUGCAGACUGUGCCUGAGUGUCCGAGCAAGUGUGCAAGUGGCAGAACUCACAGUGAGUGUGGGAUCUUGGCUGUGGGGUGACAGCACACGCUCGAGUGUGUGUGUGUGUGUGUGUGUGUGUGUGUGUGUAUGUGUGUGUAUGUGUGUGUAUUUCUGUGUGGGUGGGUGUUUGUGGGAGUGUAAGUAUGUGUGCCUGACCGAGCGAUUGUCCGUUUGAUCGCCCGUGUUUGUUUUUGCGUGUGUGGAUGUGUGUGUCUCUCUCUCUCUGUCCCUCACGCCUUCCUCCUCCUCUUCCUUUUCCUCCUCCCCCUUCUCCUCCUCUUCCUCUGCGCCUUCUUUGUGAAGCUUCUGUGGGAUCCUACGGUGUGCGUGGAUCCCCCCUCUCUCCGGACAGAAUCACCGGCCCGCCAGCAGUCACCAUUUCGGCCCGGGAAGACCCACGCUGGCUGCCCAGCCCCUCCCGCGCCUCAGCCUGGGCAGGAAGACCCUGGUGGCGGCGGCCGUGGGCGUGAUGCUGGUGCUGGUGCUGGUGGUGCUCAUACCGGUGCUGGUCAGCUCCGUGGGCAGCGACAGCAGCCACUUCGAGAUGUUGGGCACCUGCCGCAUGGUGUGCGACCCAUACCUGGGCCGCGGCACCACCGCAGCCACCGGGGCCCAGGGCGAGGCCGAGGCCCUGGCUGACCACAGCAACAUGCCACCGCCCUCCACUCUCCACCAGGGGCCGCAGGGAAAGCCUGGGCGGCCGGGGAAGCCCGGACCCCCGGGACCGCCAGGGGAGCCCGGCCCCCCAGGCCCCAUGGGACCCCCGGGGGACAGGGGCGAACGGGGCAAGGGUGGAGCCCUGGGGUUGGGUGGGGUCAGCGAUGGGGGAGGGGUGGUCAGCACGGCGACCUACGGGCCAGGGGGGGCGCGCGUGGCCUUCUACGCCGGCCUCAAGAACCCGCACGAGGGCUACGAGAUCCUAAAGUUCGACGACGUGGUCACCAACCUGGGGAACAACUAUGACAGCACGUCAGGGAAGUUUAUCUGUGGCGUGCCAGGGACAUACUUCUUCAUCUACCACGUGCUCAUGAGAGGGGGAGACGGGACCAGCAUGUGGGCUGACCUCUGUAAAAACGGACAGGUGCGGGCGAGCGCCAUAGCGCAGGACGCUGACCAGAACUACGACUACGCCUCCAACAGCGUCAUCCUGCACCUGGACGCCGGCGACGAGGUCUACGUCAAGCUGGACGGCGGCAAGGCCCACGGCGGCAACAACAACAAAUACAGCACCUUCUCUGGGUUCAUCCUGUACAGCGACUGACCAAUGGAGGGUCUCAACACAGGAGAGUGGACAGAGAUAGAGAUGGACAGAGGGGGAGGGAGAAAAGAAGAUGGAUAGAGAAGGGAGGGGGGGGAUGGAGGGAGGGAGUGAUUUAACCAACCAACUCUUUGUUCAUCACCCACACUGGAGUCACACUCUCACUCGCUUACCAUCCGAACCAACGGCACACACAUCAGGCUUGUCAGUGAGUGUGUGUGUGCGUAUGAGUGUGUGUGUGUGUGUGUGUGUGAUGUAAAUGGUAGUGGAUCCCUCUGUAGAGGAUGAAGUUGUUGAGACACUAGCCUUCUGUCCACAGAGAUACAAUAUCUAUGCCUACAUGACCCUGUCCCUGCCCCCUAGCCCCCAAGUUGUAUACUUUCCUGUAGAGUAAGAGUAUGUUCCUUCCUGUCUAGAUAUAUCUAUCUAUGAACGAGAAUAUUUUCCUAAACAAUUUUGUGAGAUGUCCAUUUGCUGUUCUCGGGGAUGUCUUGCUUAUGGGCAGUUAAAGAUUCCAAUGGCCACCAUCCUUGCCAAGUGUGUCUCUAUGUGUACAUUGUCACCUAGGGGUUGGGAGGUGAACUUUUUUCAGCUUCCUUGUUGCAAACUGUCAUGCCCACACACAUGGAUCAUGCUGCAGGAAUAUGCUGGCUGUGGGCUGUACCACUGUCU